ACUUGUGUUGCCAUGCCGUAAAACACUUCGCCCGACCUGCCAGUGAAGAGAGACAUACGGCCUUAAAGCUUAUAAAUUUAUAGACGAUGAAAGUAGGGUUAUCAAAACGCACUUUCAUUUUAUAGACAGUAUUAUAGUCUUUCUCACGAUGAUCAUAGAGAAUGUUGAAGCCUUGAAGUCGUGGCUGGCAAAACUCCUGGAGCCGAUAUGUGAUGCUGACCCCUCUGCAUUAGCCAACUACGUGGUGGCUCUUGUGAAAAAGGACAAACCGGAGAAAGAGCUGAAAGCACUUUGUGCUGAUCAGCUUGAUGUCUUCCUGCAAAAAGAGACAACAGGAUUUGUCGAUAAACUUUUUGAAUGUCUGACAACCAAGAACUACCUGGGAAAUCCUGCCGCCAAGGAGGCCCCUAAAGAGGAGGUCAAACCACCUGCAGUGAAAUCUGAUGUUGUGGAGGCUGAAACUCCAGAGGAGGAGAGAGAAAACAGGCGGAGGAGAAGUCCUCUGAGAAACCGUUCUGACUUCAACGAGUCCAGAAGCCGCGAUGACAGGAGGCGAGAUGAGCGCAAGCGCCGUGACUUCGACAGGCACUUGAAAAGCGUCAGCGACUCCCACCGUGAAUGGGAGCGCCACGAGCGUCGCAGGGGCAGCCCCCGCGGGAGGAGCUACAGCCGGAGCCGCAGCCGGAGCAGGAGUGGCAGCCGAGGAAAGAGCAGGGACAGGGAGCACAGAGGAGGCAGAGACUUCAAGUCAAAGUUUGAGUUGGAAAGGAAGGACACGGACUGCUACAACUCUUCCACCACAUCUGGCUCCCAGCAGCAGCAGCAGCAGCAGCAGCAGCAGCACCCACCGCCUCUCCUGCCCCUUCCCACACCUCCGCACCCCUUUUCUUCUUCAUCGUCUGCUGGAGUCUCAGGAGCUGGAGGCGUUCCCAUAGCAACAGCGGCUCACCUGCCUGAUAGCACUACAGACAGCUGGUCUGGCUACUAUGGCACCCAGAGGCAAGAUGGCGUCGCCAAGCCGUUCAUCAACAAGGUUGCUUCACUGAAGCAGCGUUGCAGGGAUUACGACGAAAAAGGAUUUUGCGUCCGUGGUGACCUUUGCCCGUUCGACCAUGGCAACGACCCUCUCAUCGUUGAUGAUGUCAAUCUACCGAACAUGAUCCCGUUCCCGCCCCCGCCCGUUAUGCCCCCUGUCGGCCUGCCCAUGCCCCCAAUCACUGAGCCACCACCUCCCCUAAGGAUGCCUUCCAUGCCACCCUAUGGCCAGCCACCACCACCGGGCGUCUUCCCCAUGGCUGGACCCCCACUCAUAGCCACCAGUGGGAUUGAUACCCCCAACCACCAAUCGGCAAUCACUUCUUCUCCUCCUAUCGGACCGCCCGGUGUGGGGCUGCCACCUACUCUUCUUCCUCCUCCUCCUCCUCCACCUCCUCCCUCCUCGUCUUCAUCUGUGUCUCUUCGUCCCCAAUAUGUCCAGUCUGAAUAUAACUAUGAUCCAGAAGGCUAUAACCCAGAAUCCCCAGGCCUGACUGCAGCAGGCCGUAACCCGUACCGUCAGUUCAUUCCCCGGGUGCAGACCCAGCGCUCCAACCUUAUUGGCCUCACCUCCAGCGAAGGACAAGGCUCCAGAGCUGCCAACAUAGUGAUCCAGACAGAGCCUGCCACUGCAGCCAGCACACCUGGAAGUAACAUGUCCCGUUUCAACACAGAGCAGGACAACAGGAAGAGAACCAUGGGACCCAGUACAGCUGAGGGACCGGCAGCUAAAAAACCUUGGAUGGAGAAGCCAGGCUUUAACAACCAACAUAAGAGCAGUUUUCCCAAGAGGUAUCACUAUGUGAACACCAAGUUGGAGGUGCGCAAGAUCCCACGUGAGCUCAACAACAUCACAAAGCUCAAUGAGCACUUCAGCAAGUUUGGAACCAUCGUCAAUAUCCAGGUGGUGUUUGGCGGAGACCCAGAGGCAGCGUUGAUCCAGUACACAAAGAAUGAAGAGGCCAGGCGGGCCAUAUCCAGCACAGAGGCGGUCCUCAACAACCGCUUCAUCCGUGUGUACUGGCACCGUGAGCCGGGCGCCAACGCCACAGGGCUUCAGCAGCAGGAGCAGAGCUCAGGGAGCCUGGCAGCCGGGUCAGCACCCGGCCAGGCGCCACAGCACGGCAACAUGCAUAAGCAGGGCAUCAAGCAGCACAAUCCAGCCGCCUACGUGUUGAACAAUACUCAACCGAAGCACCGCCUGCUAGCAGCGGCUGGGACCACAGCUACAACCAAGCCAGACAGCCUGAACCCAAACACUGAAGCCGUCACUGUGGUGCCUGCACUGACAAACACCCAGAAGGGCUCUUACUCUUCCACAGCCCUCAAGUCAUCCUCAAAGAGCCUUGGGAAAACGGGAAAAGCACUAGAAGCACAGGAAGUCCUCAAGAAGAAACAGGAGGCAUUAAAACUCCAGCAGGACAUGAGAAAGAAGAAGCAAGAGAUGUUAAAGACACAGAUUGAGUGUCAGAAGGCCUUGAUAAACCGCCUGGAGAAGAACCGAGGGAUGAAACCUGAGGAGAGAGCCAACAUCAUGAAGACCCUGAAGGAGCUGACGGAGAAGAUCGCACAGCUGCAGAACGAAAUGCACCCUGCUUCCCAGGUCUCCAGCGCCAAACCCAACCACAGCCAGCACAAGACAAAGACUGAUGCCCAGAAGGAAUUGCUGGAUGCUGAGCUGGACUUCCACAAGAAAAUGAGCUCUGGAGAGGAUACAACAGACCUCAAGAGAAAACUGGGACAGCUACAAGUUGAGGCGACGCGGUUAGGUCUGAUCCGUCCUCAAGCGGGUCGAGGUCGGGGCCGAGGGAAGAUGGCGCUGGAGCUCGGUUCGAUGCAUGUGGGCCGCGGCAGGGGCCGAAGCCGCAUGGUGGUUGACCACAGACCCAGAGCACUGGCUAUUUUGGGGGUCACUCAGGAGGAGAAGGAAGAGCUAAUGCCGCACUUUGUGAAAUUUGGUGAGAUCGAGGACGUCCGUGACCAAGAUGCCAACAGUGUUGUCAUGACCUUUAAGACACGAAAUGAGGCAGAGAAUGCAGCUAAUCAGGGAGCUAAGUUCAAAGGUCGUGUUCUGCAGAUUUCCUGGUACAAGCCCAAGACGCCUUCUGUUACAACAGAGCCAGAGGAGGAAGAGGCUAAAGAUGAGGACAACACGAAGGAAGCCAGUUCUUACUUGCCUGGUGAGGAGGAGGAAGAGGAGGAGGAGGAGGAUGAUGACGAAGAUGACGAGUAUGAGAGCCGAUCUUGGAGGCGAUGAAGGCACUGUGAUUCGUCAUUACCUGCUCUCCAGCAGAAUCGGCCGUUCCCCCACCGCCCCACAUGCAGAUAAAAGACAACGGAACUUUCUCCUUUCCAGUAUUUUCAAACAAAGUGAUUUUAGACUCUAAUCAAAGUAAAAACAUCUUUACUUUAUUGUACAUGAAAAGGAAGUUUAGAGGGCCGACAGUUUUUGUAUCCCUCGACAAAACAAUUAUUUAAAACAUCUCACUUUUGCUGAGAGAGAUAAAUGUUAAGUUGUUCUUAUAGAUAGAAAAACCUAUGUAAGUUUCACUGUGCUUACCAGAUGAUUAAUAUCAGUAAUGCACAACAUUUGUGUCUACUGUGAAUAGGUAUUUUUAUACAUACUGUAUUUAAGCUCUUUUCUCACCAGUUUUUGAAAAUCUUGUCCUGAGUUCAGGGACAGCCAUUCCUUCACCAAGAGAACGUUCUCUGUUGCUACCAGAGAGAUAUUUAUUUAUUCUUCCACUGCAUAAAUGCACUGUGCCGUACCCGUAUUGGCACAGCAUGGUAUGGUGUUCCAUUUCACUUUGCUCAGUUUGUUUUGUAAGCCCAAAAUGUUAAAGGAUCCAAAUAUUUUUUACAGUGGCUCUAUAAGCUGGCAUGAAUACAUGCUAGUUUGUGCAUGUUAAUAAACAGAUCCACCCCAGCCCAGCACCCAAAGGUGCUGACACUAUACCAUGACUAUAUUAGAGCCAGUGCAAUAGCAAAAUCCAAACUAUGUUUACAAAUUGCUGUGUCCAUGCACGUCAGAUACAGUCUUGUAGUAAAUAUUCAAAUUUUCCUCAGUUGUAUUUUGUUCACUCACUCACUAAAUGUCCGCUGCCACUCUGUGUAAAUAUAAACACCCGCACAGGUGUUCUACAUUUUCAAAGAGUGUGUAACAUUGUUCACUUGUUUUAUUCUGUCUCCUGGUCGUCCAAAGGGCCUGACAGGACAUGGAUCCGAUCAGCCAUUUCAAAAUGUGAGAUCCAUAGACAGGUGUUUGAAUGUAAUACUGAACAGUUGAUUUUAAUAUAUAAAUAUAAUUUCUUUGCCUUACACAAUCAGCGGAUGGCUGAAUUUUUACAAGAUUUGUGAUUUACUUUUGUAAAUUUUGUAAAUGCUUGAAAGAGAAAUUACUGUUGUACUGUUUUUUGUUGUUUCUUUAUCUGUCAUUUUAAAUGAAUGACAGGGUUGUGUCAGGUAGAAAAGGUCAAGCAAGAGUGUUUAGCGUCUCUGCUUAUUUGCAAGGAAUUUGCAUUUGGGUUAAACCAGUCCACAUUGUUAUUUCACUAAUCUUGUCAUCUCAGUAGAAAAUUGCAGAGCUGCUCUGAGCUUUGGAAAACACUCUAUUGAAAGGCACUGGGAGUCAUCUCAUAAUAUCAUUUGUGCAUUAGAGCAGCUUUGCCUGCAUCUGAAUAUUGUCAGACAGUGCUCUAAACCCACUCUAAGUGCAUCUGCAAUGUGCACCUUUCGUGACAAAGUUUUAUUUUGCGUUUGCCUUCUUUACAUAUAAUGUAUUUUAGAAUCCUCAGGGUGGGAGGAAUGAAAUUCAUUAAACUUCAUAUGGACCCUGCUCCACGCAAGGAAAAUACAUUUUUGACCAUUAAGAAGUUUUUACUUUUGUUGCUUCCCUGAAACAAAUAACUGUUUACAUGCAGCCUAAUGAAGUGUUGGUUGAUGUAUGCUUGUCAUAACUUGACUAAACUGAUAAUAUCCAGUAACCUAACCGGUCAGAUUGAAGCACCAAAACAAAGGAGAGAUAAUAACUUAAUAGUUAACUGUAGCAGUCUUACUACUUGACACAAACAUACAGGCAGAAAUCUGCAUGUAUAUAGAAAUGUGCAUGUAAAUAUACAUGUAAGAUUCUUGCCUCAGUAACAAUUUGUAAACGCAUUAUGUGAUUUCCUCCCACCUACAAUGUCAGUAGCGCUCUUGUUUGGAUUGCAUAUCUCAGUGUUGACUGAUUAGUCAGAAGCCUCCUGCCAGUGACCUCAUUGUCCCAUUAAAACCUCUGAGUUCAUGACUUUUGCCAUGUGAUUUUAUUUUAUUUUUUUAAUAAUUUUUUUUUUUUUAAAUGAGGUCACUGGAAGUUUGAAAGGACAAACAUACUGGCAGGGCUCUUGCUUGUGUAAGUGAGGAUUCAGGGAAGGUCUCUCUCCCGAGUUUUGUACUAUCUUCUGUAUGCUAUAUCACACAACAGUGUAAAAAAUGUAAAAUGUUUAUUGGAUAAUAGUUUUGGAUUUGUUACUGUUUAUAUUUGCAGGAUGUGGAUGUAUUUUCUUCAUGUAUUUUGUUUGUAAAAAAUGGAUUUCUAAUUUACUAGCAUGUUUGCUUUUGCCAAUAAAGAUGGAGGAAUGGGGGAGCUUGUAAGGUGAUAACAAAAAAAAAGAAGAAAAGAAAAAAAUACAAUUUCAAUUGGAUCUUGGAGAGCAAAAAAGAAAAUUUUUGAGUUGAAAGAAAAAUUGACCAAAAAAGAAGUCAACAUUGGCAAGGGGAAAAAUACGAGCAAAAGCAUUCCAGAAAAUAUUACCGUAAA
This is a messenger RNA of Micropterus salmoides (largemouth bass), 5833 nucleotides long. It is a transcript of the gene rbm27, whose product is annotated as RNA binding motif protein 27. The record is from RefSeq and is a predicted model, not a curated record. Gene Ontology annotation, cellular component: nucleus. The transcript has 21 exons. Gene Ontology annotation, biological process: mRNA processing. Lineage: Eukaryota; Metazoa; Chordata; Actinopteri; Centrarchiformes; Centrarchidae. Bases 149 to 3292 code for a protein of 1047 amino acids. Gene Ontology annotation, molecular function: metal ion binding; RNA binding.